Stegodyphus dumicola is the source of this 2167-nucleotide messenger RNA. RefSeq lists its product as uncharacterized. Gene Ontology annotation, cellular component: transcription regulator complex. Lineage: Eukaryota; Metazoa; Arthropoda; Arachnida; Araneae; Eresidae. The record is from RefSeq and is a predicted model, not a curated record. Gene Ontology annotation, biological process: regulation of transcription by RNA polymerase II. Gene Ontology annotation, molecular function: transcription coregulator activity.
AAUGAAAAUAAAAAAAGUUGUAAACGUUUGUUGUUAAAUGACCGUGUAAAAGAUAUAUGUGUAAUAUCUGAAUACUAACCUAUACUUGUAUAUAUUGGAUAAAAAAGUUAGAUGAUUUUUUGUUUUGGAAUAUUAAUUAUCAGCUUUGAUCAAGAUGCCUGCUUUAAUCGAGAGACCAAAAAUGAGCCUUGCUAUGUGGGCUGCAUUAAAAACUCAUAUUAUGAAACAACGAGAAAGGAAGAAACAAGAGCAAGAGGCUGAUGAAGCUGUAGAGAGGCUGCGCAGAGAGCAAGAAAUGAAAAGAAAACAGAAUGCUAUGACACUAGAAGAAAUACGAGAACAACUUGCUCAGCUAGAAAAAAAACUACAGGAACUGAGAGUAGAAAAACAUGAAAUGUUUUUAUGUUUAAAAAGAGUCUUAAAUGAGGAUGAUAAAAGAAGAAAUGAGGAAGACAAAGAACCCAGGUAUGAAAAUUAUUUCAUUCAGCAAGACAUCCAGUAUUUUGGAAUUAAGACAGAAAUUUUACUUUUUUCAUAUUUUAUAUAUGUAUGCCUUUUUUAAGGGAAUGUUGAAACAAGAACACCUAACAGUAGUUACCAAAAUGCUGUGAAUCAUUUCCUGUGUACCAUAUUAAUUUAAAAUUGAAAAAUCAAUGUGAGACUAUUUAAUUGUUUUCAUUUAUAUAAAUAAGUUCCUGGUCUGUUUCUGUUAAUGACAAAAAUAAAGAUUUAGGAUAGUGAAGAUCUGACGAACUCUUAAAAUUAGUAAUAAAAAACACUUUGGUUACACUUGUCAUGGAUUUUCAUAUCGAAGAAAGCUUUUAAUCAAAUGUUGCUGUAAGUUCAGAAAAUUAGCAACACAACCUACAAAUAAUUAAAGUCUAACUAAAUUUUUAGUAAUGCAGGCAAGAGGUAAGGCUUUACUAAAAUGUUUCUUUAAAACAUGAUCUUACAGCGGCAAUUUUCAGCAGGCGGUACACAAGAGAAAAAUAGGUGGCACGCAAAGAAACAAAGAUUUUUAACUAUUAAAUUCAAAAAUUAAAUACCCUAAAAACCUGUUUAUGUUUUUUCUCUAACACUCAUAAAUUCAUGCAAUCUGAGCUUUGUUCAAGGUCAAUAGCCCUUCAUAGACUAUAGCAAAAUAACCCGUUUUUUUAUUUUCACAAAUAUUCCUUAACCAUAGACAUAACAAAAUUUGUCAUAAAUGAUGUUUUUUAAAGGAGUAAUAGAAAUGGAUGUUGCACUUAAUAGGAAAUAAAAAUAAGUUGUUGUGAUAAAAUGAUAAUAGUAUCUCAUUAAUUCUUUAAGAGUUGAUUGAUUUAAUAGCAUGUCUGCACUUUAUUUCACCAGCAUUUCCUGGCUUAUAUUGCUCUGUUUUCAAAGAGAAUCAUUUUUUCGUUGAUUUUCUGUCACUAACAGCUGGUAUUUUGUCUUGUUGCUUUGUAUUCCUUACUUUUCUAUUCGAUUUGAAAUUUGAGAAUAUCGUCUUGUUUUUGAAGAACUCAUAAUAUAUUAUGUAUUUAAAUAUUUGUGAAAAAAUAAUAAAACAAACUUACAUUUUCAAAAUGGAAAAGUGGCUAGGAUUGACUAAGUGGAAAAGGGAUGAGUUUUAAGUGAUGGAUUCAGAACAAUAUACUAACACUAAGAAUACUGAAAAGAAAAGAAAAAUUGUUUAUAGAAAAUAAAAAGAAAUUUAUUUAUCAUUUGGGUUUACUUGGAAUAGAGAUUAAAUGGACCCACAACCACAAUGUGUUGUUUGCAGUGAACUGAUAUCCAAUCAAAGGAUGAAACCAUCACUUCUUAAAAGACAUCUUGAAUCUAAUCAUGCCAAUAUAAAAGAUAAAGCUGGAGAAUAUUUUAAGAGAGAAUUAGCGGAGUUCAGAAAUAGUGAACAAGUAAUGAAAGGUUUUGUUAGUUCAAAUGAAAAAGCGUUGGAGUGAGAGAUUAUGCCGCAAAACCAAAGAUGAUUAUAGUGCACCAAACGCGAGAUUAGAUGAUUACAAUUGAUGAAAUUAAAAUACAAUAAAUAAAAACAAGUAGACAAAUAUACCAAAUCAACAGGAGGAAGUCAUAUAUAAAAAGAAGUUAAAAGCACACAUUAAAAUUCAAGACAUAGUCUUCAAAACAAAUUACAUUAGGUAAUAAAAGCCAGUCUCUUUUAAAUAAU